Molecule: messenger RNA, 2011 nt
Organism: Melanaphis sacchari
Lineage: Eukaryota; Metazoa; Arthropoda; Insecta; Hemiptera; Aphididae
Gene: Mgat4a
Product: alpha-1,3-mannosyl-glycoprotein 4-beta-N-acetylglucosaminyltransferase B
Exons: 9
Coding region: 614-1834 (406 amino acids)
Biological process (GO): protein N-linked glycosylation
Cellular component (GO): endoplasmic reticulum-Golgi intermediate compartment; endoplasmic reticulum; Golgi stack
Molecular function (GO): acetylglucosaminyltransferase activity
Source: RefSeq, a predicted model, not a curated record
GUCGGCUUUGCAUCGCCAACGGUCGUCGGUUGCACGCGGACUUUGGUCUCGAAACGCGCUCGUCAAGAGUCGUACGUUAUGAUACGUACUACCGGGGUACGUGCGGCGUGAUACACCCGUAUACAGGUCGGGGGGGCUGAUAUUUUGGAGACCGGGAACACGCACGCACGCACGCGAACUUUUGCCACCUUUGACGUCAACGAGGGGACCGAAGCGGUAAACAAUCAACACCAAAUGACGGGACGAUAUCAAUGAUAAAAAAUUACCUCCGGUUGUAUCCGACUUGUACUUGUGCACUAAUAGUUGCAUAUCGUACGUAUAACGUCAGCGAUUACGACGAUUUGACGAUCGACGAAAGGUUGUUUGUGUGCGUGCGUGUGCAAGCGAUUUACGAUCCAUACCGUACAUAAUAUAUAUAUAUAUAUAUUCUACACACUGUUACUGUGGUACAUUUACAAUCGUAUACGAUAUUAUGAUCGCUGUUCGAUAAACCGUCCAAUCCGAUCGGUUAAACGAGGACAGGUAUCUACAUACAUCGGUACCGGUGCGAAGACCGCGCGACACGUGCAUUUCACCCUCGGCACGUGCUGCUAUUAUUACUAUCGGUGUUCCGAUGGGGUGGACGUUACAACAGCCCAGGUCCCGUCAUUUGUUAUUGUUGUUCAUAACGUUCGCGUCAUGCAUCACGGUCGUGUUCAUCUCCAAGUCGGACACCAGAGACUUAUAUGAUCACAGUUCGGUGACAUAUAAGAUGGCGGAAAUGGAAAUGCGUGUGGACCACUUAACUAGAUUGUAUGAACUGAAAGAGAAAGAUGUUCAAGAACUUAUCAAGCAUUUCAGCUCGGUCCUCAAAACGAUUGUGAAGUCACUGAAUGUUUCCGUUUCCGAAGACAUAGAAUCCUUAAUGAUUGCUUACAACAAGUCCGUGGAAAUGGUCAGGUCACCGAUGGCACAUUUUGACGUGUAUACAUUCUUGCCCCAUCUGCGGUCCCAUGAGAAUUAUUUAAGGCCGUUGAUAUUACAUUCCGGAGGCAGAAAUGCAGUGUCUAUGGUGUUUGGAGUUCCUACAGUUCGUCGCCAACAACAGACUUACUUGAUACAGACGUUAAUUAACAUCGUAAGCAACAUGAAUCAAACUGAACAGAAAGAUUCGCUAAUAGUAGUGAUGAUUGGCGAAAUCGAUCAACAAUACACGCAACAAGUAACUUCGGAAAUAAAAAAUCGGCUACCGGAAGCAGUGAACUCGGGUCUCGUGGACAUAAUCGCUCCGUCGCCGGAAUAUUAUCCAGAUUUCAGCAAGCUUCGCAUUACGCUCGGUGACUCCGAAGACCGAGUCCGAUGGAGGAGCAAACAAAAUUUGGAUUAUGUUUUCUUAAUGAUGUACUGUCAACCGAAAGGAUCGUUUUAUGUUCAACUCGAAGACGAUGUAGUCGCAAAGCCGCAAUUCCACACCAUUAUGAAAAAAACGGCUUUGCAGAGGAUAGCCGAUGGACAAGAGUGGUUCAUAUUAGAUUUCUGUCGGCUUGGUUUUAUCGGCAAAAUGAUGAGAUGUUCUGAUUUACCAUGGCUGAUUCAAUUCAUCGUGAUGUUUUACAACGAUAAACCGGGAGAUUGGCUUCUGGACGGAAUGAUGGAAACAAAAGCUUGUAAUCUUGAAAAAGAUCUUAGAGAUUGUCGAAAACGAAAAGAAGAAAUAUGGGUAACAUUUAGACCGUCUCUUUUUCAACAUAUAGGAACCAGGUCAUCUUUAAAUGGCAAAAUUCAACUGUUGAAGGAUAGCCUUUUCAAGAAAAGCGUCAACGUAAAACGUAUAAAUAAAAUCAGAGGAAAAUGACCUAUGGCGAGGUACAGGUUACCUGUAGCGAAAAUCAAAAAAAUAUCUCAUCGACGAUGAUGAUAUGAUUAAAAAUGACAAUUAAUCGUCUGUGAUUGCUCGAGUGAAAUAAUUUAUUAAUGAUCAUUAAGCACACCUUUUAUUUUUCACAAAAGUUCAAAUUUAAAUGUUGUCUGU